CGCUCUGGUUGAUACCAUUUAAUGUUCUAGUUAAUAACAGCAAUAUAAACUACUGGGAUUAUAGUGUGCGAUCUGUAUAACGUUAAGAAGACAUUGACCAACGCUUCAUUCUUCAAAGAAUCACAAUGGUACAAUAUCUAGACGUUUGAAUAAAAGUAAAAAUUGUUGACAUUAAAAACACAAAAAGGAUUCCCAGAGUGGACUAGAUUUCAACCGGACCAUUCAACUCUGGUCACAUAAUGGCCACUAUUGAUAAGGAGCCUGAAACUGGCCUGGCUAGUUUAAUCAGAAAAGAAUCUUGCCCGGAGGCAUACGGAUGGCGAGUGGUCGGACCUACCAACUUGUCCGACCCGCUACAGCAUGUCGAGAACAUUAGAGGCUUUAAGAUCAGGGAUGAUGACGUCAUUCUGGCAGCGUACCCAAAGUGUGGUACACAUUGGGUGUGGGAGAUAACUCACAUGCUGCUCAGGCAGACGACGGACUACGAGAAGCGAUGCAAGGAACAGGUUAUGUUAGAAUCUAAUGGCGGGAUAGCCAGGUGCGAGAAAGAGGAAUCGCCCAGGAUCAUCAACAGCCACUUCGUGUUUGCUCACCUCCCACAAGAGAUCAUAGCCAAAAAGUCCAAGAUAAUUCACGUUUGGAGAAAUCCUAAAGAUACUUUAGUUUCUUUUUAUUAUCAUUACAAAAGUGUCAUUGUGGACUCCAGAUUUACCUUCUCUGAUGUUCUAGAGACGUCGAUGGCCGAUAAAUUUACAAUCCACACCCAGUUCGAGUACCUCCAGCAAAUGUCAAAGUUCGAGGAGGACCACCCAGACCACCCUAUCAUACACUUGUGUUAUGAGGAAAUGAAAAAGGAACCAAUCAAAGUAAUCCAAGAACUGGCCAGGUUUUUGAAAGUUCCAGCAGAUGAUGAAUUUUGCCGAAAAGUUGCAGACGCCUGUAGUUUUGAAAACAUGAAAGUAAUCAACCAAUCAGGACAGAAAAUGUUCCCUGCAGAAUUCUCUGUGUCACGAGGGCCAGGUCAUAAGAACCCAGAAAUUUACCGAAAAGGUGUAGUUGGAGAUUGGAAGAAUCACUUCACGGUGUCUGAGAAUGAAAGAUAUGAUAUGAUCAUAAACAGAGCAGGAGAGAAAGGGUUAAAGUUUAAAUUCAUUUACCAAUAAACGUUUGUUUCUCUGUGAUACUCAAGACCAAGAUAACAUUUUUGUUACAUUCGAUACUCUAAGACCAAGAUAAACUUUUUGUUACAUUCGAUACUCUAAAACCAAGAUAAACUCUUUGUCACAUUCGAUACUCUAAGACCACUGUAAAACCUUUUUGUUAUCUUCGAUACUCUAAAACCAAGAUAACCUCUUUGUUACAUUCGAUACUCUAAGACCAAGAUAAACUCUUUGUUACAUUCGAUACUAUAAUGCUACAAUAAACUUCGAUUCUCUUAAACCACAUUGAUCAUUAUUUCAAAAUUAAUAUUUUCAAAACCUCAAGAAAUAAUUUUCACAAAGGAUUGAGUUAUGUACACUUAAUAAAGUGAUCUUCAAAAUGUCCUUUCCUUAAUGUUUGCUUUUACGGUUCCAUAUUGUGGAUUGCUGUAUUCUGGAUUGACCACGUCUUCAGAACAAAUUUACUAAUCUAAAUAAACUUGUUUGCGUUUGGUAUUCCUUGUAUGCUUCUGUAAUUUUUAAAAGUAAAAAACUUAACAAAUGAAUCAGAAACAGUAUUGUGUUAUUGCUAAUUAAAGGAUUCCUAUAAAGCAGCCCGGCCAGAAGGUAGACACAGAUUUUUGUAGGCAGGUAAAGCGAAGUAUUCCGCAUCUAGGACUCCUCAAACGAUUCAAUCAGAGUUACCUCCCUUUCAUAAAGAGCUAAUAGGCUGGCAGCACUAACCUUACCGAUGACGAAGUUUUGCUGGAGGCGGGUGUGAAUAGUCUAGAAGCCCAGCUUACCAUUCGACAGCUGCGCUGGGUCGGACACUUAUCUUGCAUUGGCCUCCAUGUCAUCGCAACUCUUGAUAGGCGUAUUUCUUUUUGUCGGAGGACAUGUCACAAAAACCUCAUAAGACUUGACUACUUGGUCUCAUGCUAGUACGGUUUCAAAAAGUUCAAAGAUCUAUGCAUUGCUUGCUAUGUUUCAAGCUUAUCCAUUUAUUGUAUGUUUCUGAAUAAAUAUUCACAAUUUAUUGUAAAAAUAAAAUAAACGUUAUAUACACAA
Biomphalaria glabrata is the source of this 2207-nucleotide messenger RNA. RefSeq names its product sulfotransferase 1B1-like. The transcript has 7 exons. The record is from RefSeq and is a predicted model, not a curated record. Gene Ontology annotation, cellular component: cytoplasm. Gene Ontology annotation, biological process: sulfation. NCBI's taxonomy places the organism in Eukaryota, Metazoa, Mollusca, Gastropoda, Planorbidae. Bases 240 to 1163 code for a protein of 307 amino acids. Gene Ontology annotation, molecular function: sulfotransferase activity.